AUGGCUUCCCCCCGUUCCGGGGACCCCAGCCUGGCAGGUCUGCCCCCUCGUCCUGUAGCCGCUCCAGGUGAGACGCGUGGUCCCGCCGCGACCCCGGAGCCCCCGUUCCUGGACAUCUACUGCGGGGACGCACAGCUCUGGGAGGAGCACUUCCGCGGCAUCGGGCGCGCCUACUGCGCGCUGGGCAAGGAGGACGACUUCGCCAUCCGCGUGCUCACGGAGGACUUCACGCUGCCUUUUCCUUUCGCCUGGCCCCCGGGGCCCGACCCGGCCCGCGGGCCGCUCUUCUACGACCCGCACGACCGCACGGGCUUCGACUUCCUGCUGCGGGGCCCGGACGCGCCGCCCCCCGCGCUGCUGCGGCCCCUGCACAACACGGCGCAGGCGGCGCUGCGCAGGCGGCGCCUGGAGCAGCUGGCGCUGAGCUAUUGCACGCGGGGAGCGGCCACCGGCCCGGCCUCCCGCAGCUCCUGCCCGCGCCCACCCCCGGCAGCGCCUUCCCGGGGCCCGUGGGGCCUGAGGCCGCCUCCCCCGGCGGGGGCGCCCCCAGGCUGGGUUAGCGCGGGCCCCGAGAAAAUGAAUAAAGAGUGCCUCUGCUUCUCCCGCCCCGAGGCUCUUUGCCGGACACACCCGGACGGGCAUCUGGUGCCAGCUAGACCCCCGGGGCCGCCCGGGGGGGGCCAGACAGCGUCAGCGGUGGUGCGGGAGGUCCACUUUGUCCCAAGGGGAUAA
This is a messenger RNA of Balaenoptera ricei (Rice's whale), 732 nucleotides long. It is a transcript of the gene C17H8orf90, whose product is annotated as chromosome 17 C8orf90 homolog. NCBI's taxonomy places the organism in Eukaryota, Metazoa, Chordata, Mammalia, Artiodactyla, Balaenopteridae. The record is from RefSeq and is a predicted model, not a curated record.